GUGAGUGUGUGUUUGCAUAUAGUAAAAUUGAGUAAAAUUUUCUCGUGAACAAAUUAUGAAAAAUAAUCUUUGGGAAACGCUACAGGAAGUCGAUAAAGUAGAGGUAUCUUUUGAGAAAACAUUGAGAAACAUCAAAAGUAUCCAAAACCGAUACAAAAUGGUCUCGGCUUUGAAGAAGAAGGAUGAAAGGCGUCAGGAAUCCUUUGAAGCGGAGAUCCAGGCGGCCAUUACUGAAAACAAAAUCACCAAACUGCCAAAAAAAAAUAUCGUCAAGAAGAAAAAUAAGACCACGAUGGUGACCAAAAAGCGGGUUAGGAAGGGCAAGGCAAUUUCCAAAGGGCCCAUUCUACCACCUAUCCAAACAUCUGAAAAUGUCCUAAAAAUUGAAGAACCCUUUGUCUGCCUGGAAACUAAUUGUGUCUAUGAAAUACACAAAACAACGACCCAUGUGGUAACCCGAAAACCAUAUGGGGCUCUCAUCCGGAGACUUUAUCGGGCAGCUCGGCGCAAGAAUCGGCAGGAGGAGACUUUGCCCCAGGAGAAUUACCAGGAGAUAUAUCCAGAAUUUCCCAACUUAGCCUGCUCAUGCUCGUCUUGCUGUUUGGAGUGCAGAUAAAUUACUUGUUUGAGCUUUCAUGCAUUUGUGUAUGUCUUGCAUAUUUUUGGGCUUUUUCAUAUAAAAUUUUAUACGGGCACUUAAAUUGUUGAUAAUAAAUUAAUUAAUAUUGAGUAGCAGUAGUUGCUUUAA
Drosophila rhopaloa is the source of this 748-nucleotide messenger RNA. RefSeq lists its product as uncharacterized. Lineage: Eukaryota; Metazoa; Arthropoda; Insecta; Diptera; Drosophilidae. The record is from RefSeq and is a predicted model, not a curated record. The coding region runs from base 56 to 616 and encodes 186 amino acids. The transcript has a single exon.